UUAACAGAGUUGAAGAUCCAGAGCGCGCACACGCCCUUUCCGGAAACUUGCUUUCCCGGCCCUUAUGAACUCUCUUGUCUCUCCCUUUUGGAUUGCGUUACGGCUUACGACUUCCCCACCAAUUGUCGGAUCGCUGUUGCAGAUCUUCCUCGUCUGGAUACCCUUCUCCAGAUUGCCCAAUCCGUUUCCAAUGUGGAUUUUGACUACCAGAUUUGAUGCUCCAGGUACUCUUUACCUUCUCCACUGACGCGUGCUGUCCAAAAGUUGGGAUUUUCUUGACCGGAAUUAGCUGGUUUUGUUGGGAGAUUGGUUGUCGAUCUGCAGUUGUUCGCAGCUAUUGUUGACGAUUGCUUCUUCUCAGUCGAUUAACUAGGGUUUCUCUGACGGCGAUGCGUUGAUUCAGCAAGGUUUAUUGGGUGUAUAAGAUUUGGGGGAAUCGAGUGCUAUGAAAGGGGUGGAGGAGGAUAAGAUCACAGGGCCUCUCUUUCCGAGGCUCCAUGUUAAUGACACUCAUAAAGGGGGUCCGAAGGCUGCCCCAAGGAACAAAAUGGUGUUAUACGAGCAGCUCAGCAUUCCUUCUCAAAGGUUCAACUCGAGCUCCUCCACCAUGCCAUUUCCUCCUUGCCACUUCAACAAUUCGGUCCCUUCCCUUUCCUCGAGUCAGGGAUGCGGUCAGCAGAGGAAGAUGCUUUCUCCUUUUCGAAUGACCUCUCAAAUGCCUGUUCAUGCUGCAGAAAAGGCUGGAACAUCUGAUGGAAUGAACCUGGUUGGGAAAAGGAUGGAAUUGUACAGGAAAUCCAUUAAGCAAGUUAGUUCUGAGAAUCUAUUUGGCACAGGAUUAGUUGCUGAAUAUAGAUCACAAAGACAAGAAGACCCUAGUAUGAAAAUUCCUUGUGAGAAUGUUUUAGAUGAUGCAGAGGAUACUGAUGUUCGUACCUUCGAUCAGUUGGAAAGUGUUGCAUUCUUGAAAAAGGAUACACAUAUGACAAGUCCAAUGUUAACUGCCUCCAUUUCCCACAAACUGCAGAAGAGUCUUACAUCUGAUAAUUAUUUAUAUCGAGGCCUUAAUUUGGAUCAGAAACCUUUGGAAGAAACAUAUAUUGCUGAAGUUAGUUGUUCUCAAAGUACUCACAUGAAAGAUCUUAAAGAAACUUCACCAAUUGAAAAAACAAAGGAAACAAAACAAAAGUCUCCAUGCAAUGAAAUGACUGACCUACGAAACAGUUCGAAAGACUCUGCAGUUAGAAUUGACACAAAUAAUUUUCAUUUAGUUGAGAAAUUUAUGAAUGAGAAAACGGGAUUAUGUCAAGAAAAUGGCGAUCAAGGCAAUUUCCAUACUUUAAAUGGCAUUGCUAUUUGUAAUGGUGGUAAAUCUUCAGAGGCCAAAAGCGAGCUAUAUCUCAAUUUGUCACCUAGAAAAAAUCCUAGAACUUCUAAUUUGUCUAAGAACUGUUUUAAUGAGGACAAUCCCAAGAAAAAAGGGUCACUGGUAUUCGAUGAUGUAGAGAGGCAAGAUGAUGAUGAUGAUGCAUAUGAACCCUCAAUGGCAGGGACAGAAUCAAGCUUGGAUAUUUCCCCAUAUGAUAUUAUUGCAGUAAUUGGCACAAAGCCCUUUGUUAAGGCCCGAAGAGCUAUUGUCAAUCAGCAGAGGGUGUUAGGAAUACAAGUUUCUGAGCUUCACAGAUUAAUAAAGGUUCAGAAGUUGAUAGCUGCAUCUCCUCAUUUACUUCUUGAAGCCAAUUCUUCUUUGAGCAAACCUUCAGUAAAAACUCGGCACGAUACUAAAUCACUUCAAUACAACAGAAAUUCACAGUCAGUGGAAUUUAAGAGACUAGAUGAGCUUUGUAAAACGAACCAUAAUGUGGAGCAGCCAAUGGAGGAUGGAAUAUCUGGAGUCCCAGUUCUCCCUGCAUGUGUGGAUGGAUCCAAAAGGGGUCCUCAAGAUCAAGUCCCAAAUAUCAGAGCACACUCUGUUAUGCCUUCAGCUGUGCAAAUUUCUUCUGACCAGAUGACAAAUCCUUGGUGUUUUUCUCCCUUGGCAAACCGAUGGUUAGUUCCAGUUAUGUCACAAUCAGAUGGGCUCGUUUACAAACCCUACUCCAGACAUUGUCCACCUCCUAAUGGCUUCAUGCCUCCUCUUUAUGGAGGCUGCAAUCCUCUUGGAGUCUCUCCUCCGAGCAGAGACUUUAUAAACGCUGCUCAUGCUGUUCCAGUAUCUCAUCAACUGCCAAACAUGGUUCUGCCUGGACAGCCCACAAUGUCAUCUCCCUAUUUUCCCAUCCCUUACAGCUUCCCACCUUCCAACCCAAUCAUCACAAGUUCUACAGUUGAGCAGGCUAGUAAUCUGUCUAGUUCCCAAGUAAAUGGGAAGACCGGUCAGCUCUCUCGACGCUCACAUAACAUGCUUCAUCAUUUGAGGAAGGAUGCACUUGUUGGCAAUCCUAGGAAGUUUCAGCUAUCUAAGAAGAGUGAGUUGCAAGGAAGUACAGCAAGUAGUCCCUCUGAGAAGGCAAAUCCAGAAAAUAGAUGUCCAGUCCCUCCUUUGCCUGCUGCUCCGGCAGCUAGCAAGGAUAGCCAAACACGCAUUAUUAAAGUUGUGCCUCACAAUGCUAGGUCUGCUACCGAGUCAGCAGCGAGGAUUUUCCAAUCAAUUCAGGAAGAGAGGUAGCAGCACGACCCAUGAUCAAUUCAGCGAUCGAGUUCAAUUUGCUUGUCAAUUUCAAUGGUUCGUGAAAGAAGCUUUAGCACAACAUAUGAACUUAUGCAUUAUCUUAUAGGUACCGUAAUAGUAUAAUUCUAUGUGCAUGUACGAGAGUUUCAAUAUCGACCCUGUUUCAAUUUAAACUUGGCUCUAAAUGUUCUUCCAGUUGAGGUGAAAGGUUAUCGGUCUCGCUUACAGUC
Molecule: messenger RNA, 2901 nt
Organism: Zingiber officinale
Lineage: Eukaryota; Viridiplantae; Streptophyta; Magnoliopsida; Zingiberales; Zingiberaceae
Product: protein HEADING DATE 3B-like
Exons: 4
Coding region: 446-2668 (740 amino acids)
Biological process (GO): regulation of photoperiodism, flowering
Source: RefSeq, a predicted model, not a curated record